ACUCACAGAUCUCGUAGGUAUGCCGCCGGAAGGGACAACUUCUUCCAUGGUAUAAGAUCCGAAGCAGCUUCCCGUUUGUUGUGCUCCUAUUUCCAUUCUCAUCAUCAUCACACAUCAACAGCAACACAACAGAGCCUCUCAACUCAACCAUCUACUACAUCCAUUUGUACAGGGCCAUUGCACAACCGCCUCAUUCCCCUCAAACCAACCAGCAAGGUGUCUACCUGACUUUCUCCCACACACAAUCCUCCUUUCAAAACCCAAUAUGUCUCCCGCCUUCGCCGCCCGCAACGCUGCUCGCUUCGCUGUCCAGCGCAGACAAUUCACUCUCCUCCACAACAUGCGCCAAGUGGCUCGCUCCUUUGAGCCCCACCCCUUCCAGAGGAUGUCCCAGAGCGGCGAGCACGCAAAGCCCUACUACGGUGCCAUGAUCAAGAAGCGUCUCGGUACAGCAUCAAUCUUCUUCCCUACUGCCAUCGUCAUCCUUGGCUGGCCCUACGUCAGCUACAAGCUCUGUGACGGCAGCAUCUGAGCAGCCUUCUUGGAUGCCGUUCGACCACAUAGUUGGCAACAAUGAAACAGGAGUCGGAAGCUAGAUUUGUUGAUUUUGGUCAUACCACGGAUAUACAUGUACAUAUCUCAAGCAUCUCAAGGCGUUCGGGGGCUGCUUGGAGACAUCAUCGGCAGAAGUCCACAUGGAUUGGAGCAUGCAUAAUUUACUUUGUUCAAAAAAACCCAGAGAAAAAUCGUAAACAAUACGCAUAAUGAUGAAACCCUUUCGAAGAAAACCUCGAACAAUAUCAGCAAUCCAUCCGUCGAACCCCUUAGUUGUAGCUUUACCCU
Colletotrichum destructivum is the source of this 843-nucleotide messenger RNA. RefSeq lists its product as uncharacterized. The coding region runs from base 266 to 532 and encodes 88 amino acids. The record is from RefSeq and is a predicted model, not a curated record. NCBI's taxonomy places the organism in Eukaryota, Fungi, Ascomycota, Sordariomycetes, Glomerellales, Glomerellaceae. The transcript is spliced from 2 exons.